AUGAGGUGGGGCAGAAGAAGAGUGGUUCAAAUCACCAGCGUCACCACGGACUAUGAGGGGCCCAGGGGCCAGGGGGGUUCUGCCCCUGCCUUUUGCCCACCUAAGACCCCACCCACUGCAACUGCUAAUGGGGAGCCCAACCCCGAGCAUGGAGGGGGGGCAGAGCACCCCGGAAUGUCCCCACCGCCUGCAUACCUCCGUUUCCGGGUGGUAAAGCUGCUCCCCGGCCUCGGAGAGCCUUACCGCCGAGGCCGUUGGACGUGGAUGUUUGAGAGAGACCUGGCCCCCCAGGCUUUGUGUGGCCGGCUCCUGGGAAAUUCGAGGGGCCUCAGGAGGCGCAGGGGCAGAUCUCUGGAUUCCAUUGAGCUGGCCAGCUUGGGCCUGGGUGCCCCAACUCACAGCCAGGCAUCUCGGGCCCCCACCUCCUGGCUCCGUCCGCCCCCCACCUCCCCUGGACCUCCAGGCCCGCUCCUCCUUAACCAGUGAGCCAGCUGUGCUGUCUCAUGUAGGAGCCACAGUAGAACACCCACUGUCAGCCUCCCCCACCCCAGCAGCGCCCCCAAGGAGCCCCGGACUGGGGAUGACGCGCGAACCCAUCCCAGGCUGCCACGCCCACCAUCCCUGGGGAGGGUGGAAGCGGAGGCUGGGGGCUCAGCAGCCAGGGACCCCUCCCUGUCCCUCAAGGAUGGAGCCCUGCGGCUGAGGAUGGAGUUAGUCGCUCAGAGGAGGCUGGGCCAGGUGCCCCCACUCGACUCUCGCCCCGGCUCCCCAGCCCUUUACUUGUUCCCCGAUGCCAGUCUGGUUCACAAGUCUCCAGACCCCUUUGGAGCAGCAGCAGCCCAGAGCCUCAGCCUGGCCCGCUCCAUGCUGGCCAUCAGUGGCCACCUGGACAGCGAUGAUGAUAGCGGCUCCGGAAGCCUGGUUGGCAUUGACAACAAGAUCGAACAAGCCAUGGACUUGGUGAAGUCCCACCUCAUGUUUGCGGUCCGGGAAGAGGUGGAGGUGCUGAAGGAGCAGAUCCGAGACCUGGCCGAGCGGAAUGCCGCGCUGGAGCAGGAGAAUGGACUGCUGCGUGCCCUGGCCAGCCCCGAGCAGCUGGCCCAGCUGCCUUCCUCGGGGGUCCCGCGGCUUGGGCCCCCUGCGCCCAAUGGGCCCUCCGUCUGAGCCUCCCUUCCCUCACAAUGUGCCUUUGGGGGCUCCCACAGCUGCCAGGCCUUGUGCCAGCUGCCUGCCCCCUCUUCCUAUGCAGCUUUAAUGCCUCCUGAUCCCUGGGGAUGGGAGUUGAAGGCUCAGAAUUGGCCUGUCCCCGCCCCCCACAACUCUUCCUCAAUCUCCCCCUAGUGCCCAGGGACUGAGCUGCGGCAUCUCCAGGCCUUGAAGGAGGAGGGAGGGCUUCAGGAUGGGGUGUUAGAUGGAGCCCUCCUCCCUCCCGAGGUGUCAGUGUUCUGGGACCCCUGGCAGUAGAUGGCUGGGGGCGUUGGAGUCUCCCUGGCAGACACCCCAUCCCCACCUCAUUCCCUCAAAGUACCCCCUCUCCUCUGCCCAGGGGAGGGAAUAUGGACAGUC
Puma concolor (puma) is the source of this 1566-nucleotide messenger RNA. NCBI's taxonomy places the organism in Eukaryota, Metazoa, Chordata, Mammalia, Carnivora, Felidae. The record is from RefSeq and is a predicted model, not a curated record.